Messenger RNA from Hirsutella rhossiliensis, 1875 nucleotides. Its product is annotated as kinase. The record is from RefSeq and is a predicted model, not a curated record. Bases 1 to 1875 code for a protein of 624 amino acids. Lineage: Eukaryota; Fungi; Ascomycota; Sordariomycetes; Hypocreales; Ophiocordycipitaceae. The transcript is spliced from 5 exons. Gene Ontology annotation, molecular function: protein serine/threonine kinase activity; ATP binding. Gene Ontology annotation, biological process: protein phosphorylation. Gene Ontology annotation, cellular component: plasma membrane; nucleus; cytoplasm.
AUGCCCUCCUCCAAGAACCCCAGUGGCACGUCUUCCGCCGCCCAGGUCAGCCAUCGCCUUCGCAGCUUCUUCCGCAUAGCCAGCAGUGCCUCGAGCACCGCCAGCUCCGGCAGCGGCGCCGACAUCCCCGGACCCAAACCCUCGCGCCACACAAAGUUCUUCAGCAAUGCCGUCGGCCGCCUGCGUGCCCACACCGUCGCCAGCGAGGGCAACCAGAUCGAAGAGGCCCUGAGCCCCACGGCCCACGCAAACCCCUACUUUGCCCACCAGGGCCAGCCCGGCCUGCGACACCACAACGACGGCUCCGUGCCCCCGAGCCCCCCCGACACCCCCCAGCUCAAGAUAUCCGGCCCCGACGGCGCCCCGGGCGACCAGGCCACGAGCGAGACCAAGGAGGAGUUGGCCCGGCGCCUAAGGCGGGUUGCUAGUGCCCCCAACGCCCAGGGCCUCUUCGCAAAGGAAGAGGGCAAGAACGAGCGUCCCGCCACGGCUGAGCUGGGCAAAGACCCUCUGGUCGAGGAUGCAGAGUCGGGCUCCAUUGGCCUCGUCGAGAAGAGGGCCGAGGCCGCAAAGAAUCAAUCCCUGGGCCCGCCCGCUCACGACGAUGGUCUCCUCGACGCGCUCCCCGCCCCGCACACCGCCCUGGCUUUCCGCAGGACCUACAGCUCAAACUCCAUCAAGGUCCGCAACGUCGAGGUCGGCCCCUCGAGCUUCGACAAGAUUAAGCUCAUUGGAAAGGGUGAUGUCGGCAAAGUCUACCUGGUCAAGGAGAAGAAGAGCAGUCGGCUGUAUGCUAUGAAAGUCUUGAGCAAAAAGGAAAUGAUCAAGCGCAACAAGAUCAAGCGCGCCCUCGCCGAGCAGGAGAUUCUGGCCACGAGCAAUCACCCCUUCAUCGUGACCCUAUACCACUCUUUUCAGUCGGAAGAUCAUCUUUACCUGUGCAUGGAAUACUGCAGCGGCGGCGAAUUCUUUCGGGCCCUCCAAACUCGUCCCGGCAAAUGCAUCCCCGAAGACGACGCUCGCUUUUACGCCGCAGAGGUGACGGCCGCGCUCGAGUAUCUUCAUCUGAUGGGCUUCAUCUACCGCGACCUCAAGCCCGAGAAUAUCUUGCUCCACCAAUCGGGCCACAUCAUGCUUUCGGACUUUGACUUGUCCAAGCAGUCGGAUCCAGGCGGCAAGCCGACCAUGAUUGUUGGCAAGAACGGCGCGAGGACGGACGCGCUACCCACCAUCGACACGAGGUCCUGCAUUGCCAACUUCCGGACCAACUCGUUUGUCGGCACGGAGGAAUACAUCGCCCCCGAAGUCAUCAAGGGCAGUGGGCACACGAGUGCUGUGGACUGGUGGACGCUGGGCAUCCUCAUCUACGAGAUGCUCUACGGCACGACGCCCUUCAAGGGCAAGAACAGGAACGCCACCUUUGCAAACAUCUUGCGCGAGGACAUUCCCUUCCCGGACCACGCCGGCGCUCCACAGAUUUCCAAUCUGUGCAAGUCACUGAUCAGGAAACUCCUGAUCAAGGAUGAGAACCGAAGGUUAGGGGCGAGAGCCGGGGCGUCGGACAUCAAAGUCCAUCCGUUUUUCCGCACCACCCAGUGGGCUCUCAUUCGCCAUAUGAAGCCUCCCAUCGUGCCUCAUCCCGGCCGCGGCGUCGACACGGUCAACUUCCGCAACGUCAAGGAGAGCCAGAGCGUCGACAUUAGCGGCUCCAAGCUCAAGGGCGUGCCCCUGGACAGCGGCCUGGACACACCUGGGGUCGAGGUCGGCGAUCCGUUUGUAGAUUUCAACAGCGUCACGCUGCACCACGACGGCGACGACCACCAUCGUCAUCACAACCAACACGUCAACGGCCAGCACGUAAGCGCCUCGUCGUAG